Molecule: messenger RNA, 1257 nt
Organism: Phytophthora sojae
Lineage: Eukaryota; Oomycota; Peronosporomycetes; Peronosporales; Peronosporaceae
Exons: 6
Coding region: 1-1257 (418 amino acids)
Biological process (GO): phospholipid biosynthetic process
Cellular component (GO): membrane
Molecular function (GO): phosphotransferase activity, for other substituted phosphate groups
Source: RefSeq, a predicted model, not a curated record
AUGGUGCUCACGAGGUCCGCCGCUGCUGCCGCCGCCGCUGCGUCACCCGCCCCGACCCCCACCGGAAGUGAGGCGCCCAAGGAUCAGCCGCAGCCUCAGCAUGAAGCCCAGCCCGACGCGCAGCCCAGCGCGCAGUCGUACCGCUACGUGACCGAGGAGGGCGUGAAGCACAUCCUGGCCUACCGCUACAGCGGCAGCGACGCGUCUCUGCUGUACAACCACGUCAUCUCUCCGGCGGCCCAGUGGCUCGUGGACAACGUGCUGUCGCCGCGACUGGCGCCCAACGCCAUCACUAUCGGGGCGCUGUCGCUCGUGGUCCUGUCGCACGUCAUCAUGCUCUGGUACUCGCCCAAUAUGGUGGAGGAGACGCCGCGAUGGGUCUACGCGAACGCGGGCUUCUCGCUGCUGUUCUACCAGAUCUUGGACGUGGCAGACGGCAAGCAGGCUCGCAAGACGGGCAACUCGUCGCCGCUCGGACUCCUGUUCGACCACGGCUGUGAUGCACUGAAUGUGGUUGUCAGUGCGUGCACUUUUGCGUCCACUGUCAUGCUGGGGCCGACGUACUGGUCGUUGUUGACUUUCUUGGCGCCGGCGAUGGUGUUCUUCAUGGCUACGUGGGAGGAGUACUACACGGGCACUCUGGCGCUCCCGGUCAUUAACGGACCCAACGAAGGCUUGCUGAUCAUGUACUCGAUCUACUUUGGCACGGCCAUUGUGGGCCCUGCGAUCUGGACUCAGCCAAACAUCAUCUUCCCGCAGCUCAACAACAACCACGUGUUCGUCUUGGUCACUAUCAUCAGUGGCCUCGGCCAGUGCUUCUUCAGUGCGGUGGUCGCGAUCCGAUCUAUGGAAAGCAAGGCGAAGGAUGGCGCAGCGGCUCUGUUUGGCAUCACUCCUUUCAUUGCGCUCGUCAUCCUGUCUGCGCUUUGGGUUCUUUGGUCGCCGUCGGAUGUGUUUACGGACCACCCACGUCUCCUUAUCUGGACUGUGGGGCUCGUAUUCGCGAAGAUGGUGAUGCACAUGAUGCUUUCGCACAUGUGUGAAGAGCCGUACUGGCUGCUGCGCAAGACUUUCCUAAUCCAACUUGCGGUCUCCUUCCUGCUGGUGGCUGGUAUAGUGCCCUGGGGUCACGAAAGCUCAGUGGUUGAGCUUUUCUUCGUGAUCUCGCUCUCUGCUUACGUGCACAUGAUCUACUUUUUGUCGACGGAGCUCGCCACAAUUCUCGGUAUCCGCAUCUUCAAGGUGAAGCAGGGAUAG